AUGGCUGCCAUCGGCUCCAUAGCAACACCAUGGCUUCUAAGAAGCGUUUUUCAAGCCUUUUCACUCUCUCACUCUCUUCCCACAAAAACACGCCUUUCCUUUUGUGGAACCUGUUUCUCUUUUCCUCUCUCUACUCCUGUUACCAGACACUCAGCUUUAGGGAUGUGUCACGUGGCUCAAGCUACAAAGGGGGAAGUUGCUGUUGCACUAAAGGGUGUAGAAGACAAAAAUGUCAUUGAAGAAGUGAAGCAUGUCCUUGACAUGGCAAGAAGGGCAUCAUUACGAAGAGAAGUUCUCCAUACAGAUUUUCUCACCCCUCCAACAUUGAAGGAAUCAUUACUUGUGCUAGAAAAACUAGCUGACAUUAAGGUCAUUGCUCAGGGAGGAUACCCACAGGCUGAGCGUUGCCGGCUUUCUGUUGGACAUCCAGAAGCACUGACAAGUGAUCCAGACAUAGUUGCAGCAUUGAGUAUAACAGGAAACUUUGGAUUUCAACCCUGUUCUCAUGGUGACUUCCUUGGUGCAAUUCUUGGUACUGGGAUUGCCAGGGACAAGCUUGGGGAUAUAAUCUUACAGGGAGAAAAAGGGGCUCAAGUCCUACUUGUUCCCGAUCUUGUGGACUAUAUUGUGUCAUCACUGGACAAGCAGGUUGGGAAUGUUUCAGUUUCGUGUACACCAAUCCCAUUGCUUGCUCUUGAAUAUGAGCCACCAAGGACUACGUCAUUUAAAACAGUGGAAGCAUCACUAAGAGUCGAUGCUCUAGCAAGUGCAGGAUUCAAGAUUUCAAGGUCAAAACUAGUUGAUUUGAUUAGUUAUGAUGCACUGCAUCUGGAUGUGAAUGGCAAUUUUGGAGGAGUUUCAAUGUUCAUUUAUGGAAAUUUUAACAAGGAUGUGCGUGUGAAUUGGACCACCAUAACAAAAAACAAUACUACAUUAAAAACUGGAGAUAUUGUCUCAGUAAGUGGAAAAGGAAGACUAAAGAUAGGAGAAAUAAAUUCUACAAAGAAAGGAAAGUUUGCAGUUGAGCUCAUUCGCUAUCUGAAGCAUGUCUUAUGUGCCGUGAAUACUGACAGAGCUUUGCAACAUUGA
Molecule: messenger RNA, 1089 nt
Organism: Dovyalis caffra
Lineage: Eukaryota; Viridiplantae; Streptophyta; Magnoliopsida; Malpighiales; Salicaceae
Source: the annotation of a GenBank genome assembly